Molecule: messenger RNA, 858 nt
Organism: Alosa alosa (allis shad)
Lineage: Eukaryota; Metazoa; Chordata; Actinopteri; Clupeiformes; Clupeidae
Product: transmembrane protein 255B-like
Exons: 9
Coding region: 1-858 (285 amino acids)
Source: RefSeq, a predicted model, not a curated record
AUGUCCUCGAGACGGACAGAGGAACCUCUGGUGAGGCGCAGGCCUCCUCCCAAAAUGAACCAAGCAGAAGCCCUGCAGAGGAGAUCCCUGUGUCUGGUGCUGGUGCUGUUGUUGUUGUCCUUGCUCAUAGUGGCCACGGGAGUCUACAUCUCCACAGCCACAGAGAGCCUCAGCACCUCAGGAUGCCCCUCUGGAGUCAUUUUUGUCUUUGCCUCCAUCCUCAGUCUCCUUGGCUUAUCUCUGAGGGGGAACCGCCAACAGCUGGUAAAAGACACCUUCAUCAACACACUCAGAGCGGCCAUCUUUAUCUUCAGCCUUGGCAUCAUAGUGUCAUCCAUAAGUCUUGUGGUGGAUGGAUUAUUCAUUCUCCCCAGCAUCGAUGUUCGACCCAUUCGGGCUGGCAGGUGUCAGUUCUACUCAAGUGGACAAGGCUUCUUCUAUGAAAACCACUACACCACAGUAUGUCCAUACUGCAUAGAACACAUGGUCAUCCUCAAUAAUGCCCUAUAUCCGUCCCAAGGUCUGAAGGAGUCUUGUUUUAUGAUGGUGCGCAGUGGGACCUGUUACUGCUGUGACCUGUAUGCCUGUGCAAAUGGUGGAUACCUUGACAAGCACUAUGAGUUUGUGGGUGUGCAGGACUGCCAGGAGGUGUUGUUUGUGUACUGGCUUGUCUGGGUUAUCGCUGGGAUGAACUUGCUUGCCUUGGUCCUGGGGCUUCUCACCUCAGCCAUGCUUGGCAACAUCAAGGCACUGGACGGCGGGCAUGAUAAGGACAAAACUACAGAGGAGAUACCACUGUGGGACCCUCAAGUGGUUCAGAAUGCCACAGCUCCCCUACUCCCUACAUGGAAAGCCUAA